Ceutorhynchus assimilis (cabbage seed weevil) is the source of this 3235-nucleotide messenger RNA. The record is from the annotation of a GenBank genome assembly. Lineage: Eukaryota; Metazoa; Arthropoda; Insecta; Coleoptera; Curculionidae.
GGGUGCCACCAGCUCACAUUCAUUUCGAGUAUCAGAUUAAAAUCGACGGACUUUACAAUUAUUACUAUCGAUGUCAAAGUAUCAAUGUAUCCAAUACUAUCGAUGUUUGGAAAACAUCGAUAUUUUUUGGUCAUCCCAUUUGAUAGAACGAUUGGCGCGUAUAUUUUGAUUUUGUAACUAUGGACGAGGAUGUUAAAAGUAUAAGAAAUAGGGAAAAAUGUAAGCGAUACCGAGAGCGUAAACGUUUACGCGAAAUCGAAGGUAUAUCUAGUGAGUUACCCACGACAUUGCGGUUAACGAGAAGUGAACGAAAUAGGCGGUACCGUGAGCGUUUGAAGAUUCGGAAACUUGAAAAUUCUGAUGUUGACCCAAAGAACAGUAGUAGUAGUAGUGAGCGGCAUACUUCUGCUGAGCGUGAACUAGAUAAAAGUGGAGUGGUACAAGUUAUUAAUGACAGUGAGGCGGUACAGGAGAUGCUCAUGAGUUUUCGAGUAUCAGAGUUGCAAAUGUUAUUAGGUUUCGCCGGUAGAAAUAAAUCAGGAAGGAAGACGGAAUUACAAGAGAGGGCUUUGGAAUUAUUGAGAGUCAGAUCGCACCCUAUCCAUCAGAAAAUCAAGGACUUGUUUGCGACGAUACAGUUGCAAACUUCCUCCAUACCUCAAGCCAGCUCUCCAGUCACUCCCGAACAACAAGCAGCUCAAGCCGCAGGCAUGCCUCAACCACCAGGAAGGAACACAGCUACAGUGCAUCCUUAUAGUGUUGACACUAGAACAUUAACUAGACAAGCAGCUGCUGUUUAUAACCAACAAACUUUGGGCCAAAAUAUGUACUAUCCACAACAAUACUCUAACCCUAAGCAAAAUUCCGUGUUAAGUAGCAAUUUUCCUAUACAUCCUGAUGUUAGAUUUAAAAAGUUACCUUUCUACGAUAUUACCGCUGAUCUCAUUAAACCUUCAAGUCUUCUUCCGACCACUAAUCAAAGGAUGCAGGAACAACCGUUUUAUUUCCAUUUAACGCCGCAACAAGCCACAGAUAUAGCUAUUUCUAGAGACACUCGACCCGGAGUUAAGUGUGAUUACCUAAAACAAGUCCAGUUGAGAUUCUGUCUUUUGGAAACCACUUGUGAGCAGGAAGACUGUUUUCCACCUCAAGUUAUUGUAAAAGUCAAUAACAAAUUAUGUCCGCUACCAAAUCCCAUUCCAACAAAUAAACAAGGAGUAGAACCGAAACGACCGCCACGUCCUGUUAACAUAACACAAAUGAUUAAGUUAAGUCCAACCGUAGCCAAUCAAUUGACGAUAUCGUGGGCUGCGGAUUAUGGGCGCGGAUACGCCAUGACAGUGACUUUGGUCACAAAACUCACUUCUUCGGAUUUGUUGCAAAGGUUACAAAAAAAAGGGGCCAAACAUGCAGACCAUACACGAGCAUUAAUUAAGGAAAAAUUGACUGACGAUGGAGAUGUGGAAAUAGCCACCACAAGCCUCCGAGUGUCUCUGAUGUGUCCGCUAGGCAAAAUGCGCAUGACGACGCCUUGUCGUCCGCAAAGCUGCGCUCACCUGCAAUGUUUCGAUGCCUCUUUGUUUUUGCAAAUGAACGAACGUAAACCCACUUGGAAUUGCCCCGUAUGCGAUAAACCCGCCUUGUACGACAAUUUGGUUAUCGACGGGUACUUCCAAGAAGUCUUGAGCUCCACGCAGUUACCUCAGGAUUGUAAAGAGAUCCAGUUGUUGAAGGAUGGGAGUUGGAGCAGUCAUAGCAAUGAAAAGAAGCCUGAAAAAGUUUUUGUUAGCGCCCCCAAGAGUAUUCCUAUUGAUGAUUCUGUUGAGAUAAUUGAAGAUAAUGUUGAAUUCGUGAGUUCGAAUGCAGCGGCCACAUCCUCUACAGACAAACCAAAAGUAGGCGAAGUAAGAAAAAAGGAAGUCGUAGAUCUGACACUUUCGGACUCCGAUGACGAGCCUUUAGCCAAAAGACCCGCACCAGAUUCCACCAUCAAAUUGAAUAAUGAAACCAGCAACAUUUCUUCGACGAGCGGCAAUCAGCAACGUAGCACGACAACUCCGGGUCCCUCGUCGGUUUCCAGUUCCGGGUACCCAGUAAGUCCGGGCGUGAUCAAUUUGGACAGUCCUUCGCCGCCCAGAACGCCGCCUCAAACACAGAGUGUGGUGACGUCACACGCCAGCAACGGUACCACUACCAACAGCACGGCGACUAGCGGUUUUUUGCCACCGCCCAGCAUGCCUUUCAUCAAUUUGGAAAACGAGGCGAGUGCCGGUUUAAGUAUUAAUUUCGAUCCACCAAGUUAUUAAGUGAGAAAAUGUUUUUAAUUUAUUUUUUUGUUUGAAGACUUUAUUAUUUAUUCUAGGGCUUUUAUGAACUUAUCAUUGAUAAAGACAUGUAAAAAUGAAUGGUUUUGAUAGAGUCACAGCUGAGUUGCUACUACUAGCAGUUUGGCAUUAUUAAAAAAAAACAUUGACAUUGUGGUCCUUUUUCAUAAAUAAUGUAAACAGUAUGAAUUCAGUGUCUUCAGGCUGGCUCUAUUAACCAGAUUUUUUGUUGUUUUCCUAAUUAUAUGUGCACAUUUUUUACAAAAACUAUUUUAACAAUAUUUGUUGAAAAUGGACUUUAAAAAUGUUUGAUUGAUACUACUUCAAAAUAGUUUUUUUGUGUAUUUCCCACUAUUUCCCAUUUGAAUAUAAUCCAAAUUACUUGGACAUUCAAUUUGGGUUAAAUUCGAAUGUGUUUGAGUGAGAAUUAGAUUAAAUACAGGAUACAAAAAUUCUCAUUUGAAAGCAUUUAAUUAAAAAAUGAAAUAUUUUUGCUGUGAAAAUUUCAAGAAAUGAAAUACAGGGAAAUUAUUGAUGAAUGUCAAACAAUUACCAAUGCAUUUCUUAUAAAACUUUCACAGUUUAUUGUAAAACAUAUUAUUUUUCAUAAUGAAAGGCUACAAAGUGUUUUGUGCGUCACAAAAUAGUGUAAAUAAAGACUAGAAUUCAUUUUAAGUUAAGUUGCAUAUAAAGUCACACAACCAAUUAUUUACCCUAAAAAAAUAUUAGGAUUAAUCUUUUAGUUUUGUCAAUAAGACCAAAAAAUAUUGUAAAUAUGUUAUUGUCGUUUUCAUCACACAUUCUGUAAUUUAUUUGUAACAAAAUACAAUGGACUAUACUGUUUCAGUGGGAGUCAAGUUUUGUUAAGUAUGGAUUUUUUGUAAAAUAAAUUGAAUUAGUAUUUUUAUUUA